UAAAAGAUUUACAAGAUUUUGAAUAUGGCGCUCUAAUGACGUCACCUGUAAUAUUCAUUCUAUUAGAUCGAUUAUAUGUCGUAAGAAACAUGUUGAGGAAAACGUCACGAAUUACACGUAUGGCGAUCUGUAGAAUAAACAAGAAUAGAGUAUAUAAAAGUAUGUGAUAAUACAUAAAAUAUGUUUAAUUAAUAAAAUAGAUAAUUAGUGCAUUUUUCGAACUUAAUAAUAUUGAAUAAUUAAGUGAUAGAAGAUGGAUAUUGCAAAAUCCUUUUUCAACGUACGUGAUCAUGAAGGUUAUGUUGGAAAAGAAGAACAUAAUAAAAAGUUAGAAAUAAACUUGUCGGAAGAUGAAUUGGAAGCAGGAAAUAAAAUUUCUAGAGAAUAUUUAUCACCUGUACCUGGCGGACCGUUUUCUGCUUUAACUUCGUCCAUGUGGCCACAAGAUAUUUUAGCUAAAUUGAAUCAACCUGAUGAUCCUAAUUCGCAACCAGAGUAUAGAUUUGAUGAAUUUGGUUUUCGUGUAGAAGAAGAAGAUGGGCCAGAACAGAGUUCAAGAAAAAUCCUUGGCAUUCCUUUUGUGGAAGAUCCUCAACAUAGAUUACAAUGGGUUGCUCUUUUGGAAUUCAGUAACGAUAAAGAGGAUAUAGAUUUUUCAUGGCAGAAUGUAAAUCAAAGAUUACCUCGUACAGAUAAAUUACGUGACAUGGUUCGUCGUGGUAUACCUCAUUCUCUUCGACCUCAAAUUUGGAUGCAAAUGUCUGGUGCAUUACAAAAAAAGCAUACCUCAGAAAUGAUGUAUAAAGAUAUAGUAAGAGCAUCUAGCAGUGAUGUACUUAUGACUAAUAAACAGAUAGAAAAAGAUCUCCUUCGUAUUAUGCCUGCAAAUGCAUGUUUUAGUCAUCUUCAUAGUACAGGAAUACCACGUUUACGAAGAGUUAUGCGUACUCUUGCUUGGUUGUAUCCUGAUAUUGGAUAUUGUCAAGGAACCGGUAUAAUAGCUGCCUCAUUAUUACUCUUAUUAGAAGAAGAGGAUGCAUUUUGGAUGAUGGCAACUAUAGUAGAAGAUCUCUUACCGGCUUCAUACUAUUCGGCAACAUUAUUAGGAAUUCAAGCGGAUCAAAGAGUUCUGCGUACAUUAGUAGCUAAUUAUUUAUCUGAUAUCGAUCAUGUAUUAGAACAGCAUGAUAUAGAAUUAAGUUUAAUAUCUCUGCACUGGUUUCUCACGUUAUUUGCAUCAGUUGUACAUAUGAAGAUUUUAUUGCGAGUGUGGGAUUUAUUUCUUUUCGAUGGUUCUAUAGUUUUAUUUCAAAUUACUCUUGGAAUGUUAAAGAUAAAAGAGAUAGAUCUGAAACAGCUUGAAAAUUCUGCACAAAUAUUUAAUGCUCUUUCGGAUAUACCUGGAGAUAUUGAUGAUGUAGAUCAAUUAUUUCGUAUAUCACUAGAAGUAAGCGGAUCAUUAACUGACGUUUUAAUCGAAACUCAUAGGCGACGUCAUUUAGCAUAUUUAAUGGCUGAUCAAGGUGCAUUAGUUGGUAAUCCAGAUGCAUUGCCAAAUUUACCAAAGCAACAUCUGAAUAGGCGUCAAAUAAAAAGAAGUAAAUCAAUGCUACAAACAUUUUUGUUUGGAAAUGAUAAUGAAGAGGAUGAUGCAAAAUCAAAGAAUAUUCAUCAAACUGAAAUUCUGGUUGAUCUAAGAGAAUCUGUGCUACAGGUAGCAAGACACUUUAUAAAUGUUGAUCCAAAAUUAAACAAUGUUAUACUUAUAGCAGACUAUACUAUGGAAAGUCAUGCCAAAGAUCACGAUAGUUAUAUAAAUGUAUCACGUACUAGAAAAAGAAGAGCUAAAGCUUUAUUAGAUUUUGAAAGGCAUGAUGACGACGAACUUGGAUUUCGUAAAAAUGAUAUAAUUACUAUCAUUAGUCAAAAAGAUGAACAUUGUUGGGUAGGAGAACUUAAUGGACUUAGGGGCUGGUUUCCUGCUAAAUUUGUUGAAUUAUUGGAUGAACGAAGCAAACAGUAUACAUGUGCAGGUGAUGAUGCAGUCAGUGAAGCUGUUACAGAUUUAGUAAGAGGUUCCUUAUGUCCUGCUAUAAAAGCAGUAUUGGAACAUGGAAUGCGAAAACCAUCAUUCUUAGGAGGUCCAUGUCAUCCAUGGCUUUUUAUUGAAGAAGCUUCUAGCAGGGAGAUAGAAAAAGAUUUCAACUCUGUGUACAGUCGGUUGGUGCUUUGUAAAACAUAUAGGUUGGAUGAGGAUGGUAAAGUUUUAACACCUGAAGAAUUAUUAUAUCGAUGUGUACAAUCUGUAAAUUUGUCGCACGACAAUGCUCAUGCACAAAUGGAUGUUAAAUUACGUUCAUUAAUUUGUCUUGGAUUGAAUGAACAAGUUUUACAUUUAUGGCUUGAAGUUCUAUGUUCUUGUGUAGAAGUAGUACAAAAAUGGUAUUAUCCAUGGAGUUUCAUAAAUAGUCCAGGUUGGGUACAGAUAAAAUGUGAGUUAAGAAUACUUAGUCAAUUUGCGUUUAAUUUAAAUCCUGACUGGGAAUUACCAGCAAAAAAAGAGCAAUCUCAACCUUUGAAAGAUGGUGUUAGAGAUAUGCUAGUAAAACAUCAUUUAUUUAGUUGGGAUCUUUAGUGUAUAAUUUUUAAAUUAAUGUUAAUAUAUCUGAAUUCAAAUAUAAAAAAUAUAAAAGCAAGAUCACAUUAUAAGGUAUAGAAAAAUAAUUUAUAUUAAAGAAACUAUGCACAUACAAUUUAUAACUAUGU
Messenger RNA from Vespula pensylvanica (western yellowjacket), 2766 nucleotides. RefSeq names its product small G protein signaling modulator 3 homolog. The coding region runs from base 254 to 2635 and encodes 793 amino acids. Gene Ontology annotation, molecular function: protein binding. NCBI's taxonomy places the organism in Eukaryota, Metazoa, Arthropoda, Insecta, Hymenoptera, Vespidae. The transcript has 15 exons. The record is from RefSeq and is a predicted model, not a curated record.